Eleginops maclovinus (Patagonian blennie) is the source of this 4353-nucleotide messenger RNA. RefSeq names its product S100 calcium binding protein U (gene s100u). Gene Ontology annotation, cellular component: perinuclear region of cytoplasm. The coding region runs from base 268 to 954 and encodes 228 amino acids. The transcript is spliced from 3 exons. Lineage: Eukaryota; Metazoa; Chordata; Actinopteri; Perciformes; Eleginopidae. The record is from RefSeq and is a predicted model, not a curated record. Gene Ontology annotation, molecular function: calcium-dependent protein binding; calcium ion binding.
UGUGCUGUCCUUCUAGUUUGGCAAGUUCCCUAGGCUCAAAGAAGCGUAGAAAGGCGGAGAAGAGGGCAGAAACUCACAUCCCCGCACAUUUAUACACUUCGCUUGUCCCGCAGACGUUAUACGGUGAGUUGAAUGCGGCUUACUGGAUUCUUUAAAGUUUCUCCUGCGUAUACGCAUUGUAUUUGUCCAUGGAUUUUGCCACGUUUCGAUACUCUUGCUAGAGCCAUCGCAUGAAACUUGGCCGCGGUCUGACUGCAGAGAGGAGUCAUGGAGUCUGCUAUUCAGACCAUGGUGAAGGUCUUCCUGAAGUCAACCAAAGGAAAGGAGAGUCUAGGAAAGAAUCAGUUCCAGAACCUCGUCAAAAACCAGCUCUCCAACAUCCUUUCGGAUACAGAUAGCAAGGAGGCGGUCAACAACAUGGGCCAGGGUCUGGAUGCCGACCAGGACGGCAAGGUUGGUUUUGAGGAAUACAUGAAGCUGGUCGGCUACUUGGCUGUCUCGCUCAGUGAUCAACGUACAGCUGCCAAAGAGGAGCCUGCUCAAAAUAAUGCUUCCGAACAAGUGGCUCUCGACAAAGAGGAGGUGAAGCCAGAGGCAAACGCAGAGGCCAAAGAGGAAACAAAGCCAGAAGCGAAUGAAGAGGCAAAGGUAGACGCAGUUGCUAAAAUAAAGGUAGAAGAAAAUCUAGUUGCUAAGGCAGAAGCAAAGGUAGAAAUAAAGUCAGAGGAGGAAACGCAUCCUGAGGCAGCGAAGGAGGAGGAGAAACCAGCCGCAGCAGUGGUGACAGCAGCAUUAGAGGAGGCAACACCGACGGUGGAAAUGGUUGUGAAAGAAGUGGUGGUGAAAGAAGAGGAGAUCAAGGUGGAAACAGAAAAGGUGGAGGAAGCCGUUGAGAAGCUGGCUGAUGCUGUGGAGGAAGAAGCGGAGAAGAAGAUCGAGGAGGCAACCUCAUAGGGGACAAUCCAUUCCUUCACAAAAAAAGAAAUCACACUACAUUCUUACAAUCAAUACUACACAAAUCACAGCAUGAAUGCCAAAAAUGUGCCACUAAAGAGAUUUUUCGUUCAAAUACAGACAACUUGUAAUACAAAAUAUUGGUAAAAGCUCACAACAUUACAAACCGAGCUGAAGAAACCCCAUUCCUCUUUUAUGAUAAAUAUGUACAUGACAUUGCUUUGUACUACUAUUUACCACUAUGUCUAUAUGUACAGCAUGUGCAUCCCACUAUAUAGCACAUUUACCUCAAUAUGAUAAUAUACUAUGAUAGCAUGCAGAAGUACACAUCAUAUGCAUGCCAUAUCCCUGUGAAAAGUUUACUGCAAAAUAUGAUUUACUCUCAGCAGCAUACUGACACACAAAGUGCCACUGCAGUCAAGAUCUCAAGUUUAAAUACCGUCCUUUCCCCAAUAAUAUCUUUAUUUUGGACUUUUUAAAAACUUCUCUACUGACAAAACCUUGGUCAUUGGUAGAACAUCAGCUGUACAGAAUAAAAAUGGCAGUAUAGAUAUUUCUUUGUAAACACUAAUUACUUAAAGGAAUAGUUGACAUUCUGGAAAUUACGCUUUUUAUUUUUCUAGCCUCUUUUAUUAAUCUAUUAUGAAGCUUCAGCCAUUAGCCGGUUAGCUAAUUUGAGCACAAAGACUGGAAACUAGGCAACAGCUAGCUACCAUAUCUCUGUUUGAUGGUAAAACCCAUCUACAAGCACCUCUAAAUCUAGUAAAUUGACAUGUUAUAUCUGGGCAGUUAAGACUGCAACUCUUGUACACUAAAAUAUGUUAAUAAGAGAGCUUUCGAAGUGUUGGUAGAUGGAUUUUGUUAUAAACUGAACUAAGCUAGCUGACUGUUUCCAGUAAUAAUGCUAUGCUAAGGUGGUUGUAGCUUAGCCAUGCAGAUAAAAGUGAGGUGGUAUCAAUAUUCUUAGCUAACUCUCAGCAUUAAUGCUAAUCAUUUCCCAGAACAUCAAAGCUUCUAAUGGUUGCUUGGAAAUCUGUCAAUAACAACAUUUUUACAUUCUUAUCUUUUAACUCGCAAUGCUUUGUAGCUGUUUUGGCAUGACAAUAAAACUAAUUGUUUUGCUGAAGAUUUGCAUUAAUUCAACCCGUCUUUAUUGUGUACUCCUCCCCAUCCCAUCCCAUCCUCAUCUCUUUCUCUCUCUCCCUCUUUCUAGUCUACUGUAUGGACUAUCUGUCGCUUUCUUUUGGUUUCUGUAAUUCCCAUAAAAGUUCACCCCAAGUGUAUCUUACAGUAUAUUCCAAUAGCUCCAUGUCAGUUAUAGAUUAUGCAAUGGAAGAUCGAGUUUGGUCCUAAAUAAUUAAGAACGAAAUCCACACCAAAGGACCCUUAUGGUCAAAUGGGAGCCAAAAUGAGUCCCAUGGGAGUGGGCUUUUGACUAAAGGAACCUAUUCCACCUGGAUUCGAAUUGGUAGACAAGAACAAGAUAACAAACACCUAGAAGUAAGGAAACCCGUAACAGGUGUCACUUGGUGUCAGUUUUUAUCUCAAGUACUUACCAAUACAACUAGUUCAUUUGUUUAUGUUAUGUCAAUGGUAUUUAAGUGGUUAUUGAUCCAAAAAUGUGCCGGUGCAUUAUCCGGAGGGACCAUGGUAGAGCUGGAUUGGAGUUACAGAAACCUGGCCCUCUUUGAAUUUGCUAAUUGUUCCUUGCUGUUUUUUGCUUUUGAUAGCAUCAGUUUAUCAGGCAUGCAAGUUUGUCUGUCACACCCUAAAACAGAUUAAUGUUUGACCUGCAACUGGAUCCUUGAGUCACAGGCAUUGGGAAACCUCUGGAUUAGGCAUUUGAAGGGUAGAACACCCUGGGACAGAAAUAAUUACAUGAAAGUAAUCCCGGGCUUCAGUGAUCCUGCCUAUCAGACAAGGUUGUGUCAGAGGGAUCAAUUUCCGAGGUGCUUUUUAAAAACAAAAUAAUAAUACUGAGCCAUCUAUAUAGAUCUAUGUGGUGUGUUCUUUUACAACAGCUUAUACAUAAGAUGUUGCAUGCUAUGAGCAAGAUAUUUUCUAUAAUUUACAUUGUAUUGCAAUUAUUGUGGCCAAAUAUUUAAGUUCGACAUGGCCUCUUUAUAUUUAACUUUUAAACCUUACUCUUUCUUGUUUGGACCACUAUGGAGAUCACUUGAAAACAUACUUCUUUGUCACCUUAUAUGCGAUUCGUUAUUUACAAUGUAAUGAUUUGUAAAUUGUCUCAUCAUCAAUAAUGCAGCCAUGAGAAAAUGGCUCGUGUUGCAGGCCCACUAUGAUAUUUGUCUGUCUGGCCAGCUGCAUAGUGCUCAAGGCACACACAUUUUGGGCACACUACCAAAUGUGCACCUUUUGCACUGUAACUGCACCUGGCACUUCAAACUGCUCAGUAUCAUGUGGUCACCCUGCCUCACUGCGACACUCCCAUUGUAAAUAGUCUCUCAUUCACACUCUGCUAAGCCUUUAUGCUCGUAAUAUGCUCUGUUUCCUGCAUGAUCUUUUACUAACAAACUUAUUGGACAUUUUGUGGCUAUUGAGGCGUCAUUAUUCAUUGUUUUUAUUACAAUUUAUAUUUUUUAUAUCAAAACAUUUGUAAUCAUGGUACUUCCUGUGAAAAAUAGAAACAUAUCACUCUCUUGCACCAUCUACAGUUAGAUUACAGCAUACUGUCAAGCUUCAGACCUUUUUCGCUUUUACCCCAAAAGCCGGGCUUGUUUUUGCAUUUUUAUGUUGCAAUAGAUAGGUUUAGGUUAGACUUAGGUUUAGUGUAAACAGACUUAAUCAUCUGGAAUUUAUUGUAUUGCAGCUAACGCUUUCUAACUAUUUUGUAACAGCAGAUUAACGGAGUGAACUCUGAGUUUUCUUUCAAAGAUUCUGAACUGUCUGAACCGGCCAUUUCUCUCACCGACCCAUAGCGUGAACCCCACCCAACUUUAACUCCAUGUACAUUUAAAACAGGCUGGAACCAAACACAGCAGAUUUGCAGCAGGGAGUGUUUGCAGCCAGAUUAUUCAUUGACACACAUUAGCUUUCAUUCAUUCUUUGACACAGUAGAGGGACAUAAAAGCCUUAAGAAUUCUCUUGGCAGAUACAAUAAGUUUACAUACAAGUAUACUGAUGUGCUUGCAUCAAAUAUGAUUGUGGUGAAGGGACCAUUCCCAGGAUAUUGUGCAGGGUUUCAUCAUCAUGUGUUGGAUUACUCUUAUUGCUUGCCCAGUACUAGAGGGUGUUUGUGUUUGGCAGUUGGACUCAUUUCAGUCCACUGACAUGUCCAGUCAACUCCAAUAUGCUAGUAUGCUAUGUAAUGCUGUAUCAUUUUUGCUAAUUCUAUGUAACAUGUUUAAUGGCUAAUAUUGAAUAAAACUGUGACAAUAACAA